Molecule: messenger RNA, 995 nt
Organism: Rhagoletis zephyria (snowberry fruit fly)
Lineage: Eukaryota; Metazoa; Arthropoda; Insecta; Diptera; Tephritidae
Gene: Prosalpha1
Product: Proteasome alpha1 subunit
Biological process (GO): ubiquitin-dependent protein catabolic process
Cellular component (GO): proteasome core complex, alpha-subunit complex; proteasome core complex
Source: RefSeq, a predicted model, not a curated record
CAACGUCGUGGUUGGAAUGACUGGUUGAUUUUGACAACUGUGAACUUCUAGUAAGAAAAAGAAGAAGCGAAGUUUAACAAUUUGCUGGUCAUCCGUGGAAUUUUGUUUUCUCUGGUUUCUUACUUAGUGCACGUAAAACUUGAAAAAUGUCGCGUGGUAGUUCAGCCGGCUUUGACAGACAUAUAACAAUUUUCUCACCCGAGGGUCGCCUUUACCAAGUCGAAUACGCUUUCAAAUCCAUUGACCAUGAAGGCCUUACAUCAGUGGCGCUGAAAGGCAAAGAUUGCGCUGUUUUGGCCACACAAAAAAAGGUUGCUGAGAAGCUUAUUGAUCCAGAAACAGUCACUCACUUAUUUCGUAUUACCAAAAAUGUUGGCUGCGUAAUGACUGGGCGCAUUGCUGAUAGCCGGUCCCAAGUGCAAAAAGCGCGUUAUGAAGCGGCCAACUUUCGCUACAAAUUCGGCUAUGAUAUUCCAGUAGAUGUCUUAUGUCGCCGCAUAGCAGAUGUUAAUCAAGUCUAUACUCAGAACGCUGAGAUGCGCCCUUUAGCAUGCAGUAUGGUGCUUAUUGCCUAUGAUGACGAAUUGGGGCCUGCUGUGUAUAAGACUGAUCCUGCCGGUUAUUACUGUGGUGUAAAAGCUGUCGCAGUCGGUGUUAAGCAACAAGAUGCCAGGAGUUACUUGGAAAAGAAAUUUAAGAGUGAUUUAUCUACAGAGAAAGUAAUACAAUUAGCCAUUACAUGUCUGUCCCAAGUUCUUCAAGUUGAUUUCAAGCCAAAUGGUAUCGAAAUCGGUAUUGUCACCAAGGAUUCCCCACAAUUUACAGUGCUAGAUGAAAAGGAAAUUGAGGACCACUUGACAAAAAUUGCAGAGAAGGAUUAGUUCGGGGAAAUUAAUUUAUACAUUUCAUAAGUUAAGAUUUUGGUUAAUUGGAGAUGUCAUCUUUUUUAAUAUGACCAAAAUAAAAAUGGCGUUAUAAUCUGAAAAACUAUGAAA